Molecule: messenger RNA, 948 nt
Organism: Colletotrichum tamarilloi
Lineage: Eukaryota; Fungi; Ascomycota; Sordariomycetes; Glomerellales; Glomerellaceae
Product: gentisate 1,2-dioxygenase
Exons: 3
Coding region: 1-948 (315 amino acids)
Molecular function (GO): dioxygenase activity
Source: RefSeq, a predicted model, not a curated record
AUGGACUCCCCUCACGAGGACGACAACAGGGCCAAGGCCAUGAACGACUAUUUGGAAGAGUUGCCAUCACAACACAUGGAGCCUUUGUGGUCCAAGAUGAACGUGAUGGUCCCACCUACACCAGCACCCGUCGCCAAACCUCACAUGUGGAAGUACGCCGACAGUCUCCCUCUUCUUCACAAGGCCGCAGAGAUGGUUGGCGAACAGCAAGCGGAGAGGAGAGUGCUGAUGCUGGUCAACCCCAAUAUGGACACCAUCUAUGGUGGACUUCAGAUCGUCAACCCUGGCGAGACUGCUCCUGCGCACAGGCACAUCGCGUUCGCACUCAGAUUCAUCAUCGACGGUGAGGGCUUCACGGCUGUUGAGGGGAAGAAGAUGCCCUUGAGACGUGGCGAUGUUGUCGUGACGCCGACAUGGCACUGGCAUGACCAUGGAAACGAGAGCGAUGCGCCGGUUAUCUGGCUCGAUGCACUCAACCUGCCGCUCUUCAGAUUCACCCCUGUACACUUUGCAGAGCAGUACCAUGAGAGCCGUUACCCAAGCGUGUUCACGGAAACAUGCGAGUGGAGACAUCCGUGGGACCAAGUUGAAGCCGAGCUCAAGGCCCAGGAAGGCCCUUACGCCAUCCACCACUACACAAGUCACGGCAAGCCCCUAUCACCCAUUCUCGGCGCGCAGGCCGAGCGCAUCGACGGCAACUAUACGACAAAGGAGGUUCGUGAGCAGGCUUCGUUCCUCUACCACUGCUAUGAAGGCCAAGGCCGAACCAUUGUGGAGCCGCCCACGGGGCCCCGUGUGGUCUUCAAGUGGACUGCGCGAGACACAUUUGCCGUCCCUGCGUGGUCCAAGAUUCAGCAUAUCAACGAGGGUUCUACUACGGCGUACCUUGUUGCUGUUAGUGACAGGCCAUUGCUCAGCAGCAUUGGGCUUAUCAAGCCGCAAUCAUGA